Molecule: messenger RNA, 4842 nt
Organism: Sphaerulina musiva SO2202
Lineage: Eukaryota; Fungi; Ascomycota; Dothideomycetes; Mycosphaerellales; Mycosphaerellaceae
Product: MAP kinase
Exons: 1
Coding region: 56-4234 (1392 amino acids)
Biological process (GO): protein phosphorylation; stress-activated MAPK cascade
Cellular component (GO): cytoplasm
Molecular function (GO): MAP kinase kinase kinase activity; ATP binding
Source: RefSeq, a predicted model, not a curated record
CCACACGCGCUACACCAGCGACCCCAGCAUCGCGCGCCUGUCCGAGAGGACCAUUAUGGAGCAGCCCGAGGACACAACACGGCCGGUCUUGGAUACCUUCGACUCGUCGGGCACCAACUCUAGUGGCAACGAUGUCGACGACUACGCCCCUGCCCAGGAAAGCUACAGCGAUAGCGAUGCUAUGUCGUCCUCUCGCCACUUCACGCCCGGCGGCAGCAGUGUGACAUAUGCCCAGGACGAAGUGACGCCCUUGACCAACGUCUCGACCUAUGGCUGGAGUCAACCGGGCUCGAAUACCGUGUCGCGAACGAGCACGCGAGGCACCAGUGGGUCCUCUGCGGCACCGCCAGUCACUCCAGGAUAUGAGGGCUUGCCACCCAACACAACGGCGGCCGUGAGUGCCUCGAGGAGGCCUGCGAACACGAGGAAAGAGAGCAGCAACAUAUACGCGCCCAAUCGAGGGCCUGCAAACUCCAUGCGCUACGCUCUGAACACCAAUACACGCCCUCGUAACGGAUCCACGCAUCGACGCAGAAGGAACCCCAACGACGAAUAUCGGGCGCAGGAAAAGGCGUAUGUGCAGAGGAUACGACAGGAUGCGCCGGACAACGACUUCUACACCGAGCCAAGGACGCCCAGUCUAGACUACAGCUCCGGCAGCGAGUCGGACGAGGCAAGCCCUACCAAUGCUAACCACAUUGACUACGAUCCCGCCGAGGUCGACACGUUGUUGUACUACGGAAAUGAGGACCUCGAGCCGUCCGUGGAAGAGCUUAACAUCCCUGCAAAUCGAGAACGGCUGGAAUGGCACGCCAUGUUGGCCAAUGUGCUCACAGGAGAUGUUGUGAAGCAAGAGAAGAAGCGUCUGAUUGGUGGUCCUGAACAGCAGGGCGAAAACACAUUGAAGACAGAGGUCUGGUUGGGGGUGCGAGCAAAGACAUGCGGUCGAUCAGUCGCUGCGCAGAGGCGGCUAGUCGAAGACGGCAGAUCCAAGGUCAAGCAAACGAUAGAAUCGAUCGUGGCCUUUGAGAUCAAGGGCGAAGCAGAAGUUGGCCAAUCUCCUAUGCAGCAAGUGCAGGAUGUUGUCAAAAAGAUUGAGAAGAUCGAAGGACUCUAUCCGACUCGGCAAGCCUUUGAGGCAGCACACCCCCGAGCUGCGUCCGCUGCAUAUCGAGACACAUGUGAUGCUGUUAUUGCUUGGAACAACACGACGGAGCUCAUCAACACCGAGCUGGGUAUCCUACAAAGGUGGGUCGGUAAUAUGGAGCUUGACUUCACAACUGCUCGCGAACGGCCGGAAGGGGAACAGCAUAACGAGCUGUUUGACGAUAGUUCUUUCAUUGAUCGCAUUCUCAAGGAAGACGGAUUGAAAUCUUUACAGGGAGACAAGAACCUUCUCAACGGCGUCAACACAGUCAUUCAUAAGGCCAAAGCUACGUUGAUAGCCAACGCCGAAGCCUUUUCAGACCGCCAUCUUCCUCCCUACAUUGAGGAAUUACUCACGCUCAUCAACUUCCCUAGUCGACUCAUUCAGGAGAUUAUCCGCAUGCGACUCUCUUAUGCUAAGAAGAUGAAAGACCCAGCACAGCAAGGUGUAAUGACUGCUGAGCAAAUGAUCCUGCAGUUCCAGAUCCUUCUUUCACUGGCAGUCAGGAUCAAGGAGGCAUACCUCGCGAUUGCUCAACCGGAAUCAGGCUGGGAUUUGCCUCCAUGCAUUGAUGAUGCUUUCGAUUCGGUCGUUCUCGAAGCCCUGAAAUUCUACUUCAGAAUGCUCAACUGGAAGCUGAUGGCAAACAAGAACACGUUCAAAGAAGCUGAGAUUCUCGAACAGGAGUGGGACUUUUCUAACGAACUCGGUCGUCACCUUGAUGGUGGUGAUGUGGAAGUCGCGGAGCAAUUCUCCAGCUUGACUUCCAAGUCGAUGGGCCGCUUAGCCACCCACUUUGAAAAGGAACUGCAAAGGCCCGCGGACGAGGUCGCCGGAACUACAGAGAUGGACAAGCGGUACAAGGCCAUUCUCGACUCUGUUCGUGUGAGACAGCGAAAGAUCUUUCGAUUCGGCAGGAUUCUCAGUCAACGUUUCGAGAAUGCCACCGAGUACAACAUCAACAUUGAGAACGAACUCUACGAAGACUUUCUCCUGGCGCUAAGGCUAUCUGGCCACUUCUUGGUGGAAACAAAUGCCGACGGCCCCCUUGCCGUGGCACCUGGAGAGACAGACAAGACUGGCGGCAAGGUGUACAUACUCGCUAGUCCAGUGCUAAGAGACCGACCCAAGGACAUCCAAAGCAUGCUUGGUACCUGCUAUCAUGCUGAAGACAGCCCCGAAGACCCUAGCAACCCCUAUGUCCUCAUUUUACGACCUGAGCUACCUCUGCUUUGGGAGGGUGACCGGAUGGAUACCUUUCAAUCCGGCAAGGAGAUCUUAAAAGUGCCCCAGACUCUCGACCUCAAGACUGGCCGUCUCCGAUUAGUCGCCGACGGGAGUCUGCAGCGCCUCCAAAAUGCCAAUAUGGCAUUCGCCGAUGCAACGGGCAACUUCGAGCUGACCGUCCUCGUUGAACAGCGUGCAAAUUUACCGCGUGUCAACCAGGAGCUGGCAAAGAUUCGGAAGACGGCGCACAAACUUUCCAAUACGAUCAUGGACUCUGUUGCAAUCGUCCGUUCACAGACUGAAGCUGCGGGCAGGAAGGGAGAGAGCCAGGAACUCAUCCAGAACUGCUUUGCGUUCGCCACUGAGUUUGGUCAACGCUCAGCCAUACAUAUGGACGCACAACGGCGUGCAGUUAACCAGCACAAGCUGACUAAGCUCGCACUUGACUGGGUGUCAUUUGUGUGCGAUGACUGUGUAGCAUCUGACCGCAAGACCUUCCGAUGGGCCGUAGUGGCACUGGAGUUUGCCAUGGUCAUGACAAGAGGCCAAAAUAUCCUGUCCAUAACUGACGACGAGUAUGCGCGGCUCCGAGCAAAGGUGGCAGGGUGCAUGAGUUUGCUCAUCUCCCACUUCGAUAUCAUGGGUGCCCGAGGCACGGUUGCCGCGCAAGCGGAAAAACAAAAAGCAGAUGCAAUGAUUGGUAAGCUUCGCCUCGACAUUGGAAGACUCAAGGAUGAUGAAGAGUCUUCACGCGUAGUACGUGCACAGUGGCUGGAUGAACUUGAAAAGCUCGAUCAACUCCGUGAAGACCGCAGAGCAGAACGACAGGCUUUGGGACGGGUGCUCGAAGACUCUAAUGACGCCGAUCGAGCUCUCACCCACCUCUCCGCUUCCGCUGGCAACGUGCACCUCCGAUGGCAACAAGGCCAAUUCGUGGGUGGCGGCACUUUUGGCAGUGUCUAUGCUGCCAUCAAUCUCGACAGCGGUCAUCUCAUGGCUGUCAAGGAAAUCCGUUUGCAAGACCCCAAACUGAUCCCCACGAUCGUGUCGCAAAUUCGAGAUGAAAUGGGCGUUCUCCAGGUUCUGGACCACCCUAACGUUGUUCAGUAUUUUGGUAUCGAACCUCACCGAGACAAGGUAUACAUCUUCAUGGAAUACUGUUCGGGCGGGUCACUCGCAGGACUUCUCGAGCACGGUCGUAUUGAGGAUGAGACAGUCGUGCAAGUCUAUGCUCUGCAAAUGUUGGAAGGUCUUGGCUACCUCCAUGAUGCCAACGUGGUGCAUCGCGACAUCAAGCCCGAAAACAUUCUCCUGGACCACAACGGUGUAAUCAAGUUCGUCGAUUUCGGUGCCGCCAAGGUCAUCGCUAAACAAGGCAAAACGGUCGUUGCCGACGGUCCUUCCGGUAACGGUCGCCAACGCUCUGUCCAAGGUACUCCUAUGUACAUGUCCCCGGAAGUCAUCAAAGGCGGCAAACACGGUGGUCGGCUGGGUGCCGCAGAUAUCUGGUCUCUGGGUUGUGUCAUUAGUGAAAUGGCAACGGGCUGCAGACCCUGGGCCAAUAUGGACAACGAUUUCGCAAUCAUGUACAACAUCGCCAACGGGAAUUCGCCCAUGACUCCCAACGCGGAACAGAUGUCGGAGGUAGGCUUGGACUUUUUGAAGAGGUGUUUUGAGAGAGAUCCGGCGAGAAGAGCGUCUGCGGCGGAGUUGUUACAGCAUGAAUGGAUCCAAGCUAUCAGGGUGCAACUGAGCCUGGAACAACCUGCCACUCCCCAAACUCCGUCUGUGAUGAGCGAGAACUCAUAUGGUGGGGGCUCGAUGACGCCGAGUAGCUCAGGCAGCUCGAGACAGUUCUAGAUGGGCCGUCGCGCAGCGAGCGAUGACAGGGACAAUGAAAAAGGUGGUACUGGGUCAUGCCCGAGCGAUGCUUCGGGCGCGCAGCGACCGACGAGGAGUGAAGCUGAUAAUGGUCGGCUGAAAAGAUAUAUCAGCCGUAACAGAAGUCAAAGUCCGAAGAGAAGAGUGUCCUUUUACAGCAACGCCACUCUCGAACGCCAAGAUGAGGAGGCUGAGAAGAGCGCUCCAGGUGCAGAGUCGCAGAUUUCGACUCGGAAGACAUUGGCGAGGAUGAAAACAGCAUCCAUGCCAUUGCAGCAGCUUACUGUUGGGGAGUCUUGUGUAUGGGACUCCAAAAUAACACCACCUACACCACCGGAGGAAAAGGAAGAAUCUACAGCGAGCAUAUGAGGAUGAGCGAGCCCCUUUGUUUGUGCUCGUUUUGCUCCUAAGAUACGACCGGAUCAUCAUAAUGGUCAUUCACAUUCACGGCGGGCGUACUUUGUGGAGGCUGAGGCUGAUGGACGGUGUUCGGCCCUCAAAAAUCUUUAUCAUUACACCGAUUGACAGACGAUACGUGUGCAUAUCACAGACCUAUUUUUAGAUAACCUUCAUGUCUGCUUCUUCUU